Nannospalax galili (Upper Galilee mountains blind mole rat) is the source of this 3554-nucleotide messenger RNA. It is a transcript of the gene Sipa1, whose product is annotated as signal-induced proliferation-associated 1. Gene Ontology annotation, biological process: establishment of epithelial cell polarity; epithelial cell morphogenesis; activation of GTPase activity. Lineage: Eukaryota; Metazoa; Chordata; Mammalia; Rodentia; Spalacidae. The transcript is spliced from 16 exons. The coding region runs from base 196 to 3324 and encodes 1042 amino acids. Gene Ontology annotation, molecular function: protein binding; GTPase activator activity. Gene Ontology annotation, cellular component: plasma membrane; cytoplasm; Golgi apparatus. The record is from RefSeq and is a predicted model, not a curated record.
CGUGGCCCCGCCCCCAGGCGGAGCACCGCCCGGAGCUGUAGGGAGAGAACAGGCGACCGACCGGCGCGGGAGGCGGCAGCAGCCGGGCUCGCCCGAGAGGACCCACCAUAACCUCAGCCUGCUGGCUGGGCACCACGGACCCGUACCCACUAAUGCAGCCCGGCCCCCAGAGAGUCAGGCUCACAGAGCUCGCCCAUGUGGGCCGGCGGUGUGGGGAGCCCUCGGAGGGGCCUGGCCCCAGCACCUACCGAUGACCUCUUUGCCCGUAAGCUACGCCAACCAGCCCGGCCUCCACUGACUCCACACACCUUUGAGCCAAGGCCAACCCGAGGCCCACUCCUGCGCAGUGGCAGUGAUGCAGGUGAGGCCCGGCCCCCGACACCAGCCAGCCCCCGGGCUCGGGCUCACAGCCAUGAAGAAGCCAGCCGCCCUGCUGCCACCCCUACCCGGCUCUUCACUGACCCCCUGGCACUGCUGGGGUUGCCAGCUGAGGAGCCAGAGCCCACCUUCCCAUUAGUGCUGGAACCCCGGUGGUUUGCUCACUAUGAUGUGCAAAGCUUGCUGUUUGACUGGGCCCCACGACCUCGAGGGACAGGUAGCCAAGUAGAGGCCAGCUCUGGGACCCCAGCCUUAGCUGAGGACCAGGCUGCCAGCUCAGACUUACUCCUUGGGGCACCUGGCUUUGUGAGUGAACUUGGAGGUGAAGGUGAGCUAGGUCUGGGUGGACCAGUGUCCCCACCUGUGCCUCCUGCACUGCCUAAUGCGGCCGUAUCAGUUCUGGAGGAGCCACAGAACCGGACCACAGCCUACAGCCUGGAGCAUGCAGACCUGGGUGCAGGCUACUACCGCAAGUACUUCUAUGGCAAAGAACAUCAGAACUUCUUCGGGCUGGACGAGGCAUUGGGUCCUGUGGCAGUGAGCCUGCGGCGAGAGGAUAAAGAGGGUAGUGGUGGAGGCACCAUCCACAGCUACCGUGUCAUCGUGCGCACCACACAGCUCCGGACCCUCCGUGGCACCAUCUCAGAGGACGCACUGCCACCUGGACCCCCAAGGGGCCUAUCCCCCAGGAAGCUUCUGGAGCAUGUGGCCCCUCGGCUGAGCCCAACCUGCCUGCGCCUGGGUUCAGCCUCCCCCAAGGUGCCACGCACAUUGCUUACUCUAGAUGAGCAAGUGCUGAGCUUCCAGCGCAAGGUGGGCAUCCUGUACUGCCGGGCUGGCCAGGGCUCAGAGGAAGAGAUGUACAACAACCAGGAGGCAGGAGCAGCCUUCAUGCAGUUCCUCACCUUGCUGGGCGACGUGGUGCGGCUCAAAGGCUUUGAGAGUUACCGGGCUCAGCUGGAUACUAAAACGGAUUCAACGGGCACACACUCCCUCUACACCACCUACCAGGACCACGAGAUCAUGUUCCACGUGUCCACAAUGCUGCCUUACACUCCUAAUAACCAGCAACAGCUCCUGAGGAAGCGCCACAUCGGCAACGACAUUGUGACCAUCGUGUUCCAGGAGCCGGGUAGCAAGCCCUUCUGCCCCACCACUAUUCGCUCACACUUCCAGCAUGUGUUCUUAGUGGUGCGUGCACACGCACCCUGCACCCCGCACACCUCGUACAGGGUGGCUGUGAGUCGCACCCAGGACACUCCAGCCUUCGGGCCAGCUUUGCCCCCAGGCGGAGGCCCGUUUGCAGCCAACGCUGAUUUCAGGGCCUUCCUGCUGGCCAAGGCACUCAAUGGUGAGCAGGCGGCAGGUCACGCACGCCAGUUCCACGCUAUGGCCAUGCGCACGCGCCAGCAGUACCUGCAGGACCUGGCGACCAACGAGGUGACCACGACGUCGUUGGACUCGGCUUCGCGGUUCGGCCUGCCAUCCCUGGGCGGCCGGCGCAGGGCAAGCCCUCGGGGCCCGGGCGCAGAGCUGCAAGCGGCAGGCGCGCUGAUGUGGGGCGUGCGCGCUGCGCCCGGGGCGCGGGUCGCAGCCGGCGCGGAACCGGGCGGCCCCGACGGCGCCGAGGUACCCUGCCUGCUGGGCAUCUCGGCCGAGACGCUGGUGCUGGUGGCGCCGCGUGACGGCCGCGUGGUCUUCAACUGUGCCUGCCGCGACGUGCUGGCCUGGACCUUCUCGGAGCAACAGCUGGAUCUGUACCAUGGGCGCGGGGAGGCCAUCACGUUGAGGCUGAACGGGGCCCCUGGGCAAGCGGUGGGCGAGGUCGUGGCGCGCUUGCAGCUGGUGAGCCGCGGCUGCGAGACCCGAGAACUGGCGCUGCCCAGAGAUGGCCAAGGGCGCCUGGGCUUCGAGGUGGACGCAGAGGGCUUCAUCACGCACGUGGAGCGCUUCACGUUCGCGGAGACCACCGGGCUUCGGCCGGGAGCGCGCCUGCUGCGCGUGUGCGGCCAGACGCUGCCCAGCCUGGGGCAAGACGCUGCUGCCCAACUGCUGCGCUCGGCGCCCAAGGUCUGCGUCACCGUCCUGCCCCCAGACGAGAGGGGCCGGCCCCGCAGGAGCUUUUCGGAGCUGUACAAGCUGUCUCUGCAGGAGCCCAGCCGUCGUGUGGCCCCAGAGCCAGUGCAGGAUGACGCCCUGGAGAUGGUCCUGCUGCCCCCCACAAAACAGCUGCUUCGCUUUUGCCUGAAAGAUGGCAGUGGCCCUCCAGUGCCUGGGGAUCUGACUGAGGAGAGGACUGAGUUCCUGCGUAGCCAGAACUCACUGUCACCCCGAAGCUCCCUGUCAGAUGACGCUCCAGUCCUGCCCAACACCACCCCAGACCUCCUCCUUGCCACCACGGCCAACCCAUCAGCACCUGGUACUGGCAGGGAGACACCCACCUUCCAGGUCUCAUCAAGCAGCUCUAGUAGCCAUGGGGACAAGGAUGAGGGACAUGAAGGUCCAGAAUCUAGGGCCUCCAUCCUGCCACGAACCUUAUCUCUGCGGAACUCCAUCAGUAAAAUCAUGUCAGAAGCCUGCAGCGAGACUCUGGAGGAUGAGUGGCAGUCCAUCUCGGAGAUCGCCUCCACUUGCAACACCAUUCUGGAGUCACUGUCCCGGGAGGGACAGCCCAUCCCAGAGAGUGGAGACCCCAAGGGAACUCCAAAGUGUGACUCUGAGCCAGAACCCAGGAGCCUGUCGGAGAAGGUCUCACACCUAGAGUCCAUGCUCAGGAAGCUACAGGAAGACCUACAGAAGGAGAAGGCGGACAGGGCAGCCCUGGAAGAGGAAGUGCGGAGCCUCAGGCACAACAACCAGAGGCUGCUGGCAGAGUCAGAGAGCGCAGCCACCCGUCUGUUCCUGGCCUCCAAGCAGCUGGGUUCAGCCGCCACUGACCUGGCCUGAGGUCAACCUAUCAAGCUCCAGCCUGAAGCUGGACCUGCUUGGCACUGCCUGGCCCUUCAGGGUGCUUGGGUCAUACUAAUGACCCUCCUCAGGACUUCUUCCCUGCGCUGAGGCGCGUCUUAGCACUGCCCCCACUGCCUAGCCCAUUUGGUGGCCAAGGUGCCCCACCUGUCCCUGUUUGUAAAUAUUCUGUGAAAAGGGGACGUCAGGGAGUAAAAUAAGCCACCUUA